Molecule: messenger RNA, 804 nt
Organism: Penicillium verrucosum
Lineage: Eukaryota; Fungi; Ascomycota; Eurotiomycetes; Eurotiales; Aspergillaceae
Product: Concanavalin A-like lectin/glucanase subgroup
Exons: 2
Coding region: 1-804 (267 amino acids)
Biological process (GO): carbohydrate metabolic process
Molecular function (GO): hydrolase activity, hydrolyzing O-glycosyl compounds
Source: RefSeq, a predicted model, not a curated record
AUGGGGCGAUCAAGAAACAUAUGGGGCCCAUAUGAGUCCUCUGAAAUGAACCCCUUGUACACGGCUAGCGGCACUACUCAGUAUGUGCAAAACACUGGACAUGGCGAUCUUUUCCAAGAUCAAAACGCGCAAUGGUGGGUGAUUAUGCUGGGAAUUCGCAUCAAGGAUGGACGAUCUAUCAUGGGACGGGAGACAUUCUUGACAGCGGUUAAUUGGCCUUGCGACGGGUGGCCGAUGAUUGAAUCGAUCACAAGCGACGGGAAUUUGGGGACAAAUUUCAAGGAGUGUCAAGACUCACUUGCUGUUAACCCCUGGGUUUAUUUGAGAGAUGCUAAACUGGAUCGGUACCAUAUUCAUGACAAGUGCAUCACACUACAAGCAGACCCAGUGGAGUUUACCAGCCCGGAUGAGUCAAUUACUUUUCUUGGCCAACGACAACGAAUACUGGAAGGCACUGCUACGGUCACUGUCUACAAACCACAGCAUUACACAUCAGUUCGAGUAGGAUUGGCUCUCUACAAAGACGAGCACCGAUUCUUGGCAAUUGGAUACGACUUCCACUCCAAACACGUCACUGAGACACAAGGUGUGGAAUUCCAAGAUUUCGUAUCAUUCAAAAUUGGCUACACCGAGACUUCUCUGCAAUUCUUCUUCUGGAUGGAUGAACCAGACUGGCAUAAUUUGGCUACAGUCGACACUGCUAUCAUGACGGAUUAUGAUUUCACUGGCCCGAUCAUUGGGACUUUUGCCAUUGGGGAUGAUGUUGCGGUGGAAUUUGGAGACUUUGAAGCUGAUGCUGUUUAG